This is a messenger RNA of Haliotis rufescens (red abalone), 1308 nucleotides long. RefSeq lists its product as uncharacterized. The record is from RefSeq and is a predicted model, not a curated record. Lineage: Eukaryota; Metazoa; Mollusca; Gastropoda; Lepetellida; Haliotidae. The transcript is spliced from 7 exons. Bases 104 to 853 code for a protein of 249 amino acids.
UCCCCUGUUGUAAUUCCCGGGUCGGAGACGGCGAGACAGAGACAUCCAGAAGGACGGAGUGUUUAACGGACAGAAAACUCCAGAUCAAGUAAAUAAUGACCACAUGCCAGCCGAGAGACAAGUAAACAACAAUAAGAAACAGCAGUGUUGUCCCGACAGGAAUCAACAGUUACCCAACGUGUCAACAUCAAUCUGCAAAAUGGCGGAGUCACCCUCGUCUAGACCAACGAAAGUGAUAGACUUCCAAAAUUGCGAAGAAAUUCAAGUUGGUGACAACAACAUCACCAACAAAAUAUUCAACAACUGUAUAAUAAACAUCAACAACUACUACAACCAACCUCCUCCCCCAACAGCUGAUGCAGACCACACAACUGAACCUUAUCUCCGUCAAGUCCAAGUUCAGGUUAAAAAGAAGGCCAAGAACAAUGGCCGAUCUGCAACGGCCCCAGGCAGACCACGUGACCAAGGGCCAGCCUCUCAUGCAGUGACGAUCACCACCCAGACAGUGGUGGACAGUGAGGGGAGUGUGCUCGAGCCGGGGGGUGGUGUGGAGAUAGGCAGCAAAGCAAACUAUAACUACGGUAUCUUUGUUGGAGACGGCAUGGUCGUCACAGUAGACAAGAACACAAGGAAGGUAGUAAAGGUGCCACUGGACGUUAAAGAGCCUUUCAAGGAAUAUUGGGCAAUGUAUUUAUUUUUCAGUUUCCCGAACUAUGACAGGGUGCAGAAGGUACAGCGAGCUACAGGAAGAGUCGGACAGGUGUUUGAUGGUGAUGACGAAGACUUUGUAUGGUGGUGUUACACAGGCAGGAAAUCGUUCUGGAGUAAUGUGGUAUCAGUGUUACAGAACUGACGACAUCCGACAACAGUACAACACGUUGGUCGCCAUGCUGAACUGAUAUGAUGGACGCCUGCCAGUUUUAAAUCUCUUUGUAUAUUCUCAACUACAUGUGGUGUGUAUCAACAUGAAAACUGCACAUAUGUAGUGUUCGUAUUUGUAUGCCAGACUGUAUUUAACAGUGUAUAUUGUAAAAAUGUUCUUGUUUGUUUCACUCAUGAUCAGCUUGUAAAUGUGUUUCAAUGCUGGGAUAAAAACGGAUCACUUUUUGCCAGCAUCUCAUCAUCAUCUUUAAUUUCAGUGAGUUUAUGGCGACACGUAUCAUCCUUCUGUCCAUAGUUACCGGAUAGGGUCAAAAUAUUAUAAACGUUACACAGUAAAGCGCAGUUCUACCAUGAAUAUUUAAAUUACUCGAUUCUGAUUGGUAAAUCAGAGGCUAUUAAAUUACAAUAAACCCCCUCUGAUUGAAA